This is a messenger RNA of Ixodes scapularis (black-legged tick), 7693 nucleotides long. Its product is annotated as brefeldin A-inhibited guanine nucleotide-exchange protein 3. The record is from RefSeq and is a predicted model, not a curated record. The transcript has 36 exons. Gene Ontology annotation, biological process: regulation of ARF protein signal transduction. Lineage: Eukaryota; Metazoa; Arthropoda; Arachnida; Ixodida; Ixodidae. The coding region runs from base 587 to 7384 and encodes 2265 amino acids. Gene Ontology annotation, molecular function: guanyl-nucleotide exchange factor activity.
CUGGUUUCUCCUCGUCGCAGGUGUCUCUAUCCCAUAUUUUCACGAUUAAUCGCCUCGUAACGAUCCUCGAAGACCACGGAAUUCUGCUCGAUCUAUAGAUAACGAUGUACUUCGUCGUCUUCGCAUGGUUUCUGCGCAAACAGGUGCGGAUAUCGAGCGCGAAGCGGAGUUUCCCGAAACUGGUUUCAGCGCAGUGACAACUCGGUGCGCGCGCGUAUAUCGUUUCGGCGGCGUAUAUUUGAGGCGAAAAUGAUUUCGGCGCAGGCACCUAGGUAUUUGGACGCCGUGUAGAGGUUUUAGCAGCUUAUAGCACGAUGGAAGAUAUUUUCUACAAGCUGGUGAAGGAGGCGUCUCACCAGAAACAUCCGGCACUGCGACAAGCGUGCUGUGAAGCACAAGGUAAGACAUCGCCGUUUAAUUGUUCAUUUUAAAGAGACAUAAACUCUUUUGUUUCACAGAAGUACUCGGAAACAAGCAUUCACUCUUGCGAAAUCCACCGUACGAGAUAAGGCAAAAAUGCUUCGACGCUCUUCAGCUGGCAUUGGAAUCCAAAGACAAGAAACUGAUCUCUCUCUCACUCAGUGGCAUGCAGCAACUCCUGCGAGAACAACUGUUCAACCCAAACUUUGAGUCUGAUGACGAAGAACUCUGGCUUCCAUCGCAGUUGAUGAGGGCUGUCUCGUCCUUGAAUUCGCACUCCGAGGAAGUUCAAGUGGAGGGGCUCAAGGUGCUGAUGCAGUGCACCUGUCUCCAGAACUGGUGCCUGUCCCAGAACACCGUGCUUGCCAUUGCCAAGCUCUGCCUCGACAUCUACGGCAGCAGCUCGGCCGCAGCCAAGACUGCGGCCAUAACCACGGCGAGCCAGACGGUUCAGGCCUACGUCUGCUUCCUCUUCGACUCGAGUGUCGAGGAUGCUCGGGACGACGAGGAACAGAGAAGUCUGGAUGAAGGAUGCGACACAAAUAUUGAAGGACACAUCUCUCCAUUCGAUGAAAUUGUGCCUCUGCUCUCAUUCUUCUGCGAGAAGCUAAAAGAGGAAAAAAGGGGUGUUUCAAGCUCUACGACUACUCUACUGCUGCAGUGCAUUCAGACUGCCCUGAGUUCACUGAAGGGACAGGCAAAGCAGAGCCAGCAGUUUUUAGACUUCGUUUGGCAACAGCUCUGUCCGCGGCUUGUUGGGUGCCUGGGCUCGCCACUCAAGGACAAGAACAUAGUUUCGGCCCAGCGCUUCGAGAAAGGGGAGAUGGGCAGGGGCUCCGGCUGCCUGGCCACUGCGCCCUCCUGCCAGGGGGACGAGGCCAAGCUGGUGUACGGCAUUGCUGUGGAGCUGGUCAAGGUGGUCGGAGCUGUGGGCGCACUUCGGCCUGUGCUAGGGUCCCUGUUUCAUCGUAUGCUGCUCUACCCUCUGCCGCAGCAUUGCCUCGAACCACUCAAGUUUGUCAAGGAGAUGCUGAAGAAUCCUGAACAGCUGCUCCAGUUUGCUGGCCCUCCCCUGUGGGAGGACACAAAGAAUCCAAGGCUUAGUGACCUGGAUCUGCUGAAAAUAGUUGUGGAUGGUCUCGGGGAGUGCUGCCACAGCAACGACCCCAACGUGUGCUACGUAAGCGUGGAGUGCGUCGUCGCUCUGCUCACCAGCCUCGAAACGCUCAUCUCUGGUGCCAGGAUCUCGGAGGAGAUGGCAGAACGCAUUAACACCACUUAUCCAACGCUCCAGAGUGCAGAUUAUGUCGGUGCGUCCUUCUUGCUAGAAAAAUCGGCAAGGGUUGGAUUCACCAAUGGCUGGCAGCCCUCGAGCACAGAGAAGGGCACGUUCCCAGUGUCUUCCCACACUCUGCUCUCAAACCUGGAGCGUGUGAUUCUCGAGAGGCACAAGGACAACUGCCUGCCACGGGACGAGAGCCCUCCGCGGAGUAGCCCAGUGGAACGGGCGCUCGAAGCAUGCGAGGAGUUUGACAUGGAGUCCCUAGACAGUGUGCCGAGAGCGUCCAAUGAAAAGGAGAUGGACAUCGAGGCGUCGGGGAAGGAAGAGGAAGAAUUGGACAGGGACGUGGAUAAAGAGAACACCGAUCCUGAGCAUCCCGGUGAAUGUCCCGAGCAUCCUGAAAAUCUUGGUGAUACCCUCGAUCCUGGAGGGACCAAUGCCACUGAAGCAGAUGAAAACGCUGUUGAAGAACCUUCUGAAGGAAAUGACCCGAUUCAGCCUGAUGAAGAAGAGUUUGUUCAGAGCCGAAACGAUGAAGAUUUGGAUGCGGCAGAAAGUCUAGAUGCGGAGAUGUCGGAGAAAGACUUUGGAGAGGAGCCGGACGAUAUGCAUGUUGUCCACGAGAAGGCAUCUGAGCCGCUGAUGAAGGAUGCCAACCGGAGCGAGAGAGAGCGCCUCGAGAGGUUCUUCGAAUCUAACGACAAGUUUGCAGAGCGUGAGCGGAAGACGGCCCGGGAGUUUGUCGGACGCCUCUCUGAGUUCCUGCCUCGCCUACUCCACAUCCGCAGCUCCAUUGAAGCUGACCAGGACCUUCAACAGUUUGCCAGCGACUACUCCGAAGCGCUGUGGCAGCAACAGCAGCAGCAUUCUGGUCCUUCUGGGUCGGAGGACGGCCCACACCACAUCACAAUCGUGAAUGCUGAUGGAAUCUACCUGGCCACAUACUCUGCCCUGCUGCUCGACCUGAAGCUCAUCCACAGUGGCUAUUACCAGGGGCUCUCCACUGACGUCCCGUUGACUGAGGAGAAGUUUAUAGAAGAAGUGCACGGCAGUGGAGUCCUGGUUUACCUCUCGGCGACGUGGCUUUCCGAGCUGUACCAGCAGGUGCUUCUACGCAGUUUGUUGGAGGGUGCUGGCUAUGAACCUGACUCGAGGACAAAUCACUCUCUCAUUAACCUCCUCACUGACAUGGAUGGUCUCGAAAGCGACCAACUGGGAUCCCGGCAACUGUCGGACUACCGGAGACUGGAGCGGGCCAGUACCAACGUGGAGCUUACGCCGUCCAUGCUGGCAGGCAUGAAGUUUGCCCGCCGUGUGCUCACCACGUGCUGGGACACGAUGCUGGAGGUGCUUUGUGUUCUGCUGAACGGGACCAACUCGUGCGGUGUGGCCAGCUCCCUGGGACUGCUCCUGGGCACUGACGGGGCCAAGGAGGAUCGCCGCAAGGCCCGGGAAGCUGUGGCUGACUGCCUGGACGGGCUGCAGAGGGCUGCCAAGCUUUACAACGUUCUUGGUCUACAGACAAAAUGCGGCGCUAUCUUUGCCCAGCUGGCGGCGGCAUCCUGUCCUUCGCUCGGUUCCAGCGCAGCGGCAUCCUCUGAAAUGCGGAGGGCGGCGUCCAAGAGGGACCGCCUACGAAACACUGUCCUUCCCGGACGGAGCAAGGCGGUCCGGCUGCAUUCCUCGCAUGUGCUCAGUAUGGACGUGUUGCUCAGUCGGGGCUUGGAGCUGGGCAGUCACAGCGCGGUCUGCUGGCCACACGUCUUCAGGUGCUGCUGCUACAUUCUGGAGCUGGAGCGGAGCUGCUUCCAGGGCAAGUCCUCAGUGGCAAGCCAGCUGAAGCUGCAGUUCUCAGCUUUCUCGAGGUGUGACAAGAAGCAGCCGCCAGCUUCUCCCAAGCCUUCAUCGGACAGCCUCGUCCUCCAGCCCCCAACCGAAUGCUACGAGGAUGAAGCUAUGUUGGAGCCGGCGCCCAUGCCGGGAUCCGUCUCGGUGCAAAGCAUGAGCGUGGCCGACAUGGUGAAGAGCUCCACCCAGGCUGCUGGUUCUUGCGUUUUGUCCGGCAAGCAGCUGGAACCCAUUGUCGAAGCUCUUUCUCAGCUUGUGGACAGGCUGUUUGACGAAGCCGCUGGCAAGCUGAACCUGUGCGCCCUGGUGGGGUUCCUGUCAGAGCUGUGUGCUGCCAGCCGUGCCCAGCUCUUCAGCAAGGGUCAGCAGCAGCACCAGCACCAUCAGCCGAACCAGGGUGGUGGAGCUCAGUACCCUCUGCUGUUGCUGAACAGGCUGAGCGAGGUCAUGCUGAGGUGUGCUCGGGGAGGCAGGCCCUUAGUGCACAUCAUGAAAGCCUGGAGCAUCGUGGCUCCUCACUUUGUCGAGGUGGCCUGCCAUAAGGACCAAGUGAUUGCCAAGCGUGCAGUGGCCUCGAUCCACGACAUUGUGGGGGCUCUGCUGUCGGCCCACAUUGACCUCCCACACUUUCACUUUAACGAGGCCCUCUUCAAACCCUUCGAGAACAUCCUCUGCCUUGAACUCUGCGAUGUCGACAUUCAGGAACAGAUUGUGAGCUCCAUCUGCGAGUUUGUGGAAGGCUCGACGGCCGAGAUCCGUUCUGGCUGGCGGCCCCUGUUCGGGGCCCUGCGGGCGGUGAGAAUGCCCGGCUCGGCCACCGUCUGCUGCCCGCAGCGGGGCCUUGGCGGCUCGGAGAGGGAGCAGCUGGAGCGGACCCACCACCUGCGGGUGGUCCUGGACGUCUUCGACGCCUUCCUGGGCACGGACAACCCGGGCGUCUUCGCCAACGCGGCCGUCGACUGCCUCCUCUGCCUGCUUAAGCACGUCCGGGGACCCACUGAGUUGCAAGAUUUGGGCGAAGGGGAGGCAACCUUUGCCCAAGAGCUGGAUGCCAUUCCGCUCAACCUGUGCCAGGCAGCACUCAAGUACCUGGAGCGCUGUGCUCAGAUGCUCUCCUCAAUGUACCUGAUGCCGGCAUGUCCCGUGUUUCAUUCUGCGAUAAGGAUAAAGUUCAACCUGGAGCCGAACUGUGUGGACCCUGUGAUUCCCGACAUGGAGCUGAUACUCUUCAGGGAGCAUGACUCGGUGUCUGAGCAUUCCAGAAAGGGCAGCAUGACAGAUGAAGGAGAUGACAAAGUAUGGUAUGUUCAGAACGACAUGGACGAAGACAUUGAGCUCCUUCCCGCCAACCACACGGUGUCCCUGGAAGAGCUGGACCGGCCCACAGGCGUGCUUCACGUCUGGUUCCUGCUCCUGGAGGGCCUCGCCGGGGCCGUGGCCACCUGUCCUCGCAAGUACCAGCCCCACACCAUAGACACCCUCUUCCAGAUGCUCCGCGGACUCCGGGACGUCCCAGGACCAGAGUUUGGGGUAUAUGCCGUCAACCACCUGCUGCUACCCAUGCUCCAGGGAUGGCUGCGAAGGGCAGCCAAGACCCACCGGGGAUGGGAUGGCUUUGCCACAAAUUUCAAGCAGUGCUGCGGACUUGCCACGGAACUGGUCGUCGACUACCUCACCCAGCUCUCGGCCUCCGGGACCAUGUGCCAAGUGCAGGGACUGCACCUGAUGGUGCAUCAGCUGUUUCUGGUGCUGACCGAGUGCAUUGCCCAACCUGCGGAGGUCAUAUCUCGGCUGGGCUGCGCCUGCAUUCGCCACCUGCUGGUGAGCGGUGCCCCCUCGCUGAGCCCCGAGCUGUGGCGCGUGGCGACGUGGAGCGUGGCUCGCGCGAGUCGUGCCACGCUACGGUCGGCGCAGCAGCUCAUGGUCUGCUUCCACGCGGACUCGGACAACUUCUACGGCGACGUGGGACAGGCCAAGGUGGCCGUGCGCAGGGACUGCGGCCCCCUGGAGGCGGACAGGCUCAGGCAGCUCUGCCGACAGGUGUUCCUGCUGGACGCGCAGCGUGCGGGCCCGACCAGCGGCAGGGUGCGCGACGUGCCGCCGGGCGUGGACGACCAGUGCUCCUUCAUCUUCCUGCUGCACCCGCCCGAUCGGCUGGGCGACGGGGCUUCGGCAGACCCGGACGCCUGCGUCAUAAGGGUUCCCUUCCGCAGCCUGGUCGUGGGUCUUCUGUCGCACCAGAUCCUGCUGCAGACCCUGGCGACGCUCCUUCUCGAAGGCACUCCGUUCAGGCUGCCCGCCCUCGCCAGCGUGCUCGGCUGCCCGCCGUCGCCACGGGGCCACCCCGGCGGCGGGGCCGAACGCCGAGGUUCCGCGGACACCCCCCAGCUGGCUGGUCAGCUGGGUCGUCUGCCGGAGGAGGAGCUGCUGCGGCUGCUGGACGUGCUCGGGGAGUCGCACACGACGGCCACGGACUUCGACGAGCGGCCGGGCCUCAAGUUCCUCGUGCAGAAGGUGGCCCAGGCCGAGGUGGCGGCCAACCUGUUCAAGCAGGCCGCCAUCAGCUGGGCCGUCCAGGCCGUCGUGCUCCUCGAGCUCUGCCUCAGGAAGCCGCCCCGGGAGCCGCUCUCCAUGCACCUGGUCGACAGGCUGGUCGCGUCUCAUCGGGACGGCGGGGACCGGCCGCCGGCUCGCGCGCGCAAGGGGCAUGGCAAUGCCGAAGACGAGUUGCACGAAGAGGACAAAGGCCCGAGCGUCUCGGAGCAGUUUGCAGAUUCCGACCGUUGCAGCCCGCUGCCGGACCGUGCGUCGACGUCGUCUUCCUGCUUCGCUUCGGACGCCGACGGCAGCGCCAACUCCCCGGCGCGACUUCCGAGGCGCACCAGCAACCUGUCCGAGAGGCGUUUGCGCCGACGGCGCCAGCACGCGCGGCGCGGGAGCGACUCCUUCGGCGUCGUCGAGCACACGGUGUCGCGGGAGGGACCCGACUCCCAGGAAGGCGGCCGCACGUUGAACUGGAACCCGUUCGGGCGUCUGCGACAACUGUUCCAAGAACUGUGCGUCCACUACGCGCGCGUGGCUUCACCGGAGGCCAAGGGCAACGCCAUCGUGGACCAGGUCGGAGACCAGCCCAUUUUCUAUCUCAUGGCACAGCCGGACACGCUCCCCGAGAUCCUGCCGCACGGGGAUCGUAGGGAGGGCGUGGGCGGAGGUUCGCCGAGCGGCCACCGACCUUCGAGCACGGACUCGGACUCGUCGUCGGAGCCCGCCGCCGACCCCCCGUCGGAAGAGCGGACGCUGGAGCCGGACCGCGUGUACACCGUAGUGACCGAGAAGACCAUCCAGAGCAUGGUGUCCGAGUACAAGCGGCGCAAGACGAGGCACUCCAUGCCUCCGGCCAGCGCGGCCGCCGCCGCCGCCGCCGGACACAGGUCCAGGGCGGCCUUCAUGCGGUCCAGGAGCGUGCCGGCGGGCAACGAGGACGGGGCUUCUUCGGUGGGGAGCCCUCCUCCUUCGUCGCCGCCUCCGCAGUCGACGGCGCCGCCACUGCCCAAGGAAGUGGAGAACCAGCGGAAAUGCUCCAUCCUCAAGGAUGCGGAGGCCCACGUCCAGGUGUGGUCCCAGCUCGCCCAGUCUGUCCUGGAGCUGCACCUGUCCCUCAAGGAGCCCGAGUUCCUGGCUCUGGUGCCCGUUUUCUACUCCGGGGUCGAGGCGCUCAUCGGAGCCGCGCCCUCGGAGCCAGAGCUCAGGGUUCUCGCGGCUGACUGGCUGCACCGGGUCGCUCUGGGCCUCGGCUUCAGCGGCGACAGCGCUGUCGCGGCCCGUCGGUGCUGAACGGGAUGGACCAACACCUCUUAUGCUCCCUUUCGCGCCAAGUUCGAGAGCAGCCUGGCGAGGUCAACUGCGCGCGGACCUGGUGUGGGAAUUUGUGUGAAACGUUGUAGAGACCGGAGGCCCCUAGUGGUGAGUUUGUGACGUCACCUAGCGGAGGCCGCAGAUUGGAUGCGAGCGCUGCGUCGGCGUUUGUCCGGAACUCGCGUUCAAUGUCUGGCCAGCGAUGGCCUUCGGCAGGUGACGUCACACAUUUAGCACCGAGGCCUCGCGAUCGACGGAGGCUCGAAGAGACGCGCAUGCUGUUAUUUG